AUGGAAAAAAUGAAAACCCAAGCACAACAACAAACAGCAACGAAAAUCAUGAAUAAAAAGAAAUCACCAACAGAAUUUGUUGCAAGACGAACACCACCAUCGAUUAUUCAAGUUGAAAAAACACGUCGUGUUGCCGCUAAUGCACGUGAACGCCGUCGUAUGAAUGGUCUUAAUACAGCAUUUGAUCGUCUACGAACGGUUUUACCUUCUUCGAUGUUUCAACAACAACGACGUUUUUCAAAAUAUGAAACAUUACAAAUGGCUCAAAGUUACAUAGCUGCACUUCAAUCAAUAUUAAAUCAUAAUACAUCAUCGGAUAAUGAUCAUAGUUUUGUAAAUGUAAGUAGUACAACCGAUGAAGAUAUGGAUGAUCAAACUGUGAACUAUUAG
Messenger RNA from Rotaria socialis, 390 nucleotides. Lineage: Eukaryota; Metazoa; Rotifera; Eurotatoria; Philodinida; Philodinidae. The record is from the annotation of a GenBank genome assembly.